AUGGGUGCUAGCAGUAGCAGCAGCUGCUUCCCAAACUCUCAGAGCCAGAGAGAUUACUUGCUCCCGGGAAUCAUUGAGCUCCACCGCCACGAGAGCAUCCAAGAGAAGAAUGUGAAAGAAGCCAAAACCAAGUGCAGAACCAUUGCAUCCCUACUGACAGAUGCGCCCAACCCCCACUCCAAGGGGGUGCUGAUGUUCAAGAAGCGCAGGCAGAGGGCUAAGAAGUAUACAUUGGUAAGUUUUGGGAGUGUCGACGAAGACCGCUCCUACGAGGAAGAAGACGGAGUUUUUCCAACUAGUGAGUCUGAAUUUGAUGAGGAAGGUUUCUCUGAUGCCCGAAGCCUAACUAAUCACUCAGACUGGGACAACACUUACCUGGACAUUGAAAAAUCCAAGUCUGACUCUGAGAGGAAGGAAGAGAAGCAAAAGGGUUUGAGUGAGGCCUCAGGUAAAGGAGCACGAUUAUUUGAGCAGCAGAGGGAACGGGCUGGGAAGUACACAGUUGAGAAAGUCACAGCACAGAAAAGCCCCCAUCUUGCCCUAGCUGCCCAGCUGCAGCAGGACACAGUGAACGGAGGUAUGCCUGUGCCACAGAAGGCAGACAGCAUCCAUCUGGAAGGUGUGCAAGUGCCCAGCAAGCAGCCAGCCACCCUCCCAGCUCAGCUCCUGGCUCCCCCUGGCCCCACUUCCUUCCUGCCUCCCCCAAGCACCCCCGACCCCUUCUCUGCAAGCUCAACGAGCAUGUUCAACAGGUCUGCACGGCCUUUUACUCCCGGCUUUUCUGGUCAACGUCCAGCAACAUCCUCUGUCAUUUUCAGGCCAUCUGCACCCAAAAAACCUAGUGAAAGUCUGGGUGGGCAAAGUACGGUGGUUCCCCCUUUCUCACCUCUGGCUGCAGGAACAUCUGCCAAUGCACCAGUGCCAACACACCGCGGUCCAGUCAGCUCCUCCACAUCUCUGUAUAUUCCUGCACCAGGAAGGCCAACACCACCACUGGAGUCACAGCCAAGAGGGGGAGGAAGUACUCCAGAAACUAAGACUUCUGCCAGGACAUCCACCACCUCUAUCUUUCUGUCAACUCCUUCAAAGCCAGGAGGGGAGGUGGCCUCCACAGCAUCCCAGCCACGAGUCCCUGGAACAGCCUCUUCUUCUUUGUAUAUUAGUCCAGGACCAUCACAGCACACAAUAAGCAGUUUCCCCAUGCCAAAGCAGCCUUCUCCUGCUGCCUCACCAGCUAUGCCACGACCUCCUUCUGAGCCGUUAACCUCCAGGGAGCAGAGGAUUGCCGUGCCGGCUCCCCGCACAGGCAUCCUGCAGGAGGCUCGCCGGCGGGGCAACAAGAAACCCAUGUUCAGUAAGAUUGAGGAGAAGAAGAAGAAUUCACCCAAUCCUGAGCUCCUGUCUCUGGUGCAGAACCUGGAUGAGAAGCCAAAAGGUGACCACCCUGGGGCAGGCUUUGAGUCUGGGCCUGAGGAGGACUUCCUCAGCCUGGGUGCUGAGGCCUGCAACUUCAUGCAGUCCUCUGGACGCAAGUUCAAGACCCCACCUCCAGUGGCUCCUAAGCCUCAGCAGCAAGAUGCUGGACUGGUAAAUGGGGCCCAGGACAUGCCUCAGCUUAAAGGCAAGGGGGCAGAGCUCUUUGCCAAACGCCAGAGCCGCAUGGACAAAUUUGUGGUGGAGACAACACCGAAGCCAGAGUCCAAGCCCAGGACCCCCUCUCCUUCCCCUUCUCUACCCUCAUCCUGGAAAUAUUCACCCAACAUCCGGGCUCCCCCUCCAAUAGCUUACAACCCAAUGCAUUCCCCUUUCUAUCCCCUGGCAGCCAGCAAAUCUCAGGCAAGCAAGGCAGAGAGCAAAGUGAAAAAGGCACCUGGCCAGAAAUCAGGGAUCAAGGUCAUUGAUUUAAUGCGCCACCAGCCCUAUCAAUUAAAGUCAGCCAUGUUCUGUUUUGGGGAUCCCCCAAGCCCCAGCAUUCAGGAGUCUCCUAGUCAGCAGGCUAGCUUGUCCUUCACAGCAGCCAAACAGGUACCUGUGAAAACAGCCAAGACCCAGGAGAUUCGUCGCUUCUCCACUCCAGCUCCCAUGCCAUCCUCAAGCAGCCUGGCACCCACUGUGCUUGUGCCCCGCUCAGCCACCAUGUUGGAUGAGCCAGUGUGGAGAACAGAAAUGGCCUCUUCUGCCCCUGCUACACCAGCACCCUUUCAGGUGGAGUUCAGCCAGUCCCCUAAGCCAUACCAGAGCUCCCCAGAGCCUGGUCAGGCAGGCCAGGGGCCCUCCCCAAACCCAGCCUUGGCCUCUCGGUUUCAGGUGGCCAGGCCCAAAUUUUCAGCAGCAAGAACGGGGAUGCAAGCCAAUGUGUGGAGACCAAGCUUUGGCCACCACUGA
Leptosomus discolor (cuckoo roller) is the source of this 2385-nucleotide messenger RNA. The record is from RefSeq and is a predicted model, not a curated record. NCBI's taxonomy places the organism in Eukaryota, Metazoa, Chordata, Aves, Leptosomiformes, Leptosomidae.